Molecule: messenger RNA, 1128 nt
Organism: Mesorhabditis spiculigera
Lineage: Eukaryota; Metazoa; Nematoda; Chromadorea; Rhabditida; Rhabditidae
Source: the annotation of a GenBank genome assembly
AUGUCAUCCUAUUGGGUUGUGGAGGUGUUUCCACUUGGUGUGACGGCAUUUCUACCAAUAAUCGUUCUACCGAUCCUUGGAGUAAUUCCGAUCCGCGAGACAAGUACAGCUUAUAUGAAUGAUACAAACUUUCUAUUCAUGAGUUCAAUGCUGAUUGCACUUGCCGUUGAGGAUUGCGGGCUACAUCGAAGGGUUGCAUUGAAGUUUUUGGCGCAUGUCGGAACGAGACCGCAAUGGUUGAUGCUUGGAUUUAUGGUGAUCACUUCCUUUAUUUCUCUAUGGAUCUCCGAUACGGCAACAGCCGCAUUGAUGGCACCGAUAGCUUAUGCUCUUUUAGAAACAAUUAUGAUUCCCAGGAUGAAAGAUAUCGUGGAGAUAUGGCCAGACGGUACUCAAAAUACCAUCAUCGAUUCAGGACCGGUGAAACUGGACGUGAAACGCCUAUCCCCAAAAGACAGAGGAAUUUGCAAAGCAAUGAUGCUAAUCGUUGCCCAUGCUUCUCUCAUCGGCGGCACCGGAACGAUCAACGCAACCGGUCCAAACCUAAUUUUCCGACAAACUCUUUAUGAACGCUAUCCGCCAGAGGAAACAGGUGUCACUUACUUUUCGUGGAUGGCCUUCCAGGUUCCUCCAAUGUUUCUCUACAUGAUCUCAAGUUGGUUGGUAGUACAGAUUCAAUUUAUCGGAAUUAAAUACGUGCUCCGGAUUUUUCAUAAGGUGACCCCAGAGGAGGCGGAAGAGGAAAAACGAACAAGAAGCGCCGUUUUGAAAGCUUAUGAAGAAUUGGAACCUAUGAGGAGGUUUCAAUGGUCUAUCAUUUUAUUGCUGGGCGCGGGAUUUGCGAUAAGCCGAAGCGUAAAAAUGUCAGGUCUCGCAAGUUGGAUUGCAUGCCAGAUCGACAAUAAUUUAAGCCAUUUACCGCUGGUCUGGAUGCAGGUUAUAAUUUCAAUACUUGUGGUGACGAUGACUGAAUUUUCGACGAAUACUUCGACAGCCAGUAUUUUUAUCCCGAUUGCCUUCAAUGUGGCUGAAAAGUGUAAUGGAUAUGGCUUCAUGUGGAAUCUUCCUCAACAUCUUUUGCAUCUUCUUCACAGUUCUAAAUAUGAAUACAUGGGCUGCAUGGAUAUU